CUCAGUCUAUAGUUUUCAGUGAAUAUCGUUAGAAUGGUGGAAUUAAAGAAUAUUAUCGCUCUAUUCUCCCUGUUUUACAUCACGACUGGAUUUCCACAAGAAAUCAAGAAGUGUAAAAUAAGUGAUGAAGUAUGUUUAGUGAAGAUAGCAAACGAAAUGAUCCGAAGCAAUGAGAUGUCCAAAAAAAUUGGACUUAAUGAGGUUGAUCCAUUGCUCAUUAAAAAGAUGGACAUUGAACAAGGUGGAAAUGCAUCUGUUACUAUAAAUCUCAAAUUUAGAAAUGUCAAUUUAAAUGGACUGGCAAAAUCUGAAGUCUAUAAAAUAACCGGUUUUAAAGAAGAUCCUGACAAAAAUAAAUUGGAAAUAAAAUUUAAAGCACCGCUUGGAACAAUUCAAGGACCAUAUCAAAUAAACGGAAAGAUAUUAGUACUUCCAAUUCAAGGAAAGGGAAACGUUACACUCAACUUAGAAAAUCUUGAUAUUUCCUUGAAGUUUUUAACAACAAAAGUUGAGCGUGAUGGAAAAAUAUACAUGCACAUAGAACGUUCUAAAUUCAGUUAUGAUGUAACUGGAGCUAAUGUAAACUUCACUAACUUAUUCAAUGGUGACAAAGCCUUAGGUGAUAAUAUGAAUGCAUUCUUAAACAUCAACUGGAGAAUCUUACUUGAUGAGCUUAAGAAACCCAUCAACACAUCAUUCGCUGAAGUUUUUAAAAACUUAUUAAAUAAUAUGUUUGAAAAGACACCUUAUAAUGAAUUUUUUGAAAAGUAAAAAAACUCUACAUUUGUAAGCUAGUGUUAAUUUACCUAUUUAUUACCCAUGUGAU
Messenger RNA from Chironomus riparius, 826 nucleotides. The record is from the annotation of a GenBank genome assembly. NCBI's taxonomy places the organism in Eukaryota, Metazoa, Arthropoda, Insecta, Diptera, Chironomidae.